Messenger RNA from Mangifera indica (mango), 846 nucleotides. RefSeq lists its product as uncharacterized. NCBI's taxonomy places the organism in Eukaryota, Viridiplantae, Streptophyta, Magnoliopsida, Sapindales, Anacardiaceae. The coding region runs from base 1 to 519 and encodes 172 amino acids. The record is from RefSeq and is a predicted model, not a curated record. The transcript has 4 exons.
AUGAGUUUUCUAAACAUGGGCCGGCAGAGAUCCGUAUGCUGGGCCCAUCUCAAAGCCCGUCCGAAAGAUAAAAGAGAAAUUUCAUUAAAAGGUUCUGUUAAAGUUAGGGUUUUGGAAAGAUUACAAGGAAAGAGCUCAGAGAUGGCGAAGUAUAAUGUGGUACAGAAGAGGAAGAGAGGCGAGAAAGCACAGAGAAAGAGAGCGAAGUAUGGAGACUCGAAAACUGGGAAGCUCAAGAACAAGCUUCAGACUCUCUCUGUCUCUGGAAAACGCCAACGGAAGCUCUUAAUAAAAUGGCGCCGAGAGCAAAAGGAGGCUCUGGAGAGUGGUCUUGUGAGUAUGCAAGAUGUGGAGAUGGCUGCUGCUGAAGGUACAUUAGAAGAAGCCAACAAAACACCAACAAAAUUUCAUAUGAAAAAGGGUUUGAAGCUUAAACACUUAAAGGGUAAAUGUAAAAAAGGCAAAAGCACCUCAAAACCAGCUGCCGCUGAAGGUUCUGUGGAUUCCAUGGUAGAAUAAUUAUAAACAAAUUGGUUACUCUAAUCUAGACAUGUCAAUUGGCUAGGAGCAAAUGGAGGUUUGGUUUGAAUCCCAACAAUAAGGCUCGGCCCGAAAAGAUCCAGUCCGACAUUGUAACAUGUCGGGUCAGCUCAUGGGUCUUGUUAACCGAGUUGUGGGCAUAGGUAUUAGGUUCAUGGGUCGGCCCAUUACUAUUGAAAUAUGAAAAAAAAAAUCGGUUGUUACUUCUACCACAAGGCUUCUGCUUUGGUAGAUUGCCAAAGCAGAAGUUUUUUCCUUAUUUUUUAAUUUUAUUUAUAAAUCUCUCAAAUCUCAAUUUUUUUAUUA